This is a messenger RNA of Suillus plorans, 612 nucleotides long. RefSeq lists its product as uncharacterized. Gene Ontology annotation, cellular component: membrane. Bases 1 to 612 code for a protein of 203 amino acids. The transcript has 6 exons. Lineage: Eukaryota; Fungi; Basidiomycota; Agaricomycetes; Boletales; Suillaceae. The record is from RefSeq and is a predicted model, not a curated record.
AUGUGCGCAUCGAGGGCACUGAUAGUCCAAACUGAUACCCCCUCUCGCUCAGUACCUCCAGCCACGCCCUCCCACUCGCUGUAUUCACUCUCUCCCGCACUGAGUCGCCAUCUGCUCUUGCUCACUCUUGGUGUCCAGCUAUUUUCGCCCGCUCUCGGUAUCCGGCUAUUCACUAUGGGUCUGCAGAUACUCACCCACCGGGUACCAUCGUUUUUUGUUGUUGAUCCUACAUAUCACCCUUCCUCCUUGGGUAUCAUUUGCUUGAUUGUACAAGCCCGCUGUGCAUGCUGCCAACACGAAGACAAGCGCUUCGAUGUUGCAGUAGUGGUCUAUGUCGCUUUGCCUCGCAUAUCGGAGAAAGCCCGAUGCCAACGUGCUUGUUCAACGUACUCUGUUAUCAGCCGUUACCAUGUACUCAAGUCCGUCCUUACAUCGGGGCACCGUACUGUGGAGCUCGCCAAUGGAUGGGCUGGGCUAGUAAUUACGACAGAGAGUUGCUUUGACUAUCUCAAUGGUGCCAUAGUUACUCUCGAUACUUACGCUCUCAGUCUCUUUCACCUGGGUGUCUUGGUGAAGAAGGAAAAUGACUCACGCUCUACAGCAAGCCAUUGA